Molecule: messenger RNA, 1543 nt
Organism: Solanum lycopersicum (tomato)
Lineage: Eukaryota; Viridiplantae; Streptophyta; Magnoliopsida; Solanales; Solanaceae
Product: ankyrin repeat-containing protein NPR4-like
Molecular function (GO): protein binding
Source: RefSeq, a predicted model, not a curated record
GCUGCAGUUGUGGAUUUUUUUUUUUUGCAUAAAUAGUGAUGAGCCCACCAUGAUAAUCAAACAAAUCACUAUAUAUAUCUGCAACCUGAAAGUUAUUACAUUUAAUUUUCCACCAUACACUUGACAUUGAUUUAAAAAAAUGGACAGGCGGCUGAAUGAAGCAGUUUUCAGGGGAGAUGUUGAAACCAUUAAAAAACUCAUUGAAGAAGAUUCCAACAUAGUAGAACAAACCCUUGAGGGUUCAUUACAACACACUAUAUUGCAUCUAGCAGCUAGACUUGGUCAUGUUGAAUUGGUGAGUGAGAUUGUGAAGUUGUUCCCUGAGAUGGUGUCCGCGGAGAAUCGGGAUCAGGAGACCCAUUUACUUGAAGCAUGUAGAGAAGGGAGAGUUGAAAUUGUGAGAAUUUUGCUUGAGAAUGAUCCAUUGGUUGCUUACAAGACAAAUUUGUGGGAUAAGAGUGUGUUUCAUGUAGCAUGUGAGAGAGGGAGGAUUGAAGUGGUUAAACAUUUCUUACAUAAUAAUAUGCACAUGUUGUUGAUGCUUGAAGUUGAUAUGUCUACUACUUCACUACAUGUUGCAGCUUCAUCAGGCGAUACAGAAGUAGUGAAGGAAUUGGUUAAAAUUCGACCUGAUUUUGCUUGGAAAAAGGAUGAGUUUAUGAAUGGUUGCAGUCCUUUACAUAUAGCAUGCAGUAAAGGUCACUUAGAUAUAACAAGAGAAUUGUUAAAGCUUGAUAUGGAUCUUUCUGGUUGACAAGAUAAUGAAGGCAGAACUCCACUUCAUUGGGCAAUCAUCAAAGGAAGAGUGAAUAUUAUAGCUGAAAUACUCUCAGUGAGUCUUGAAUCUGCUGAAAUGACAACAAAACAUGGUGAGACAAUUCUUCAUUUGGCUGUAAAGAACAAUCACUUUGAAGUACUCAAGUUCUUGAUGGAGUCUCUUGAUGUUUCAAACCUCAAGAAUUUUCAAGAUGCUGAUGGAAACACCAUUCUACAUUUGGUUACUGUUAGGAAACUCACCACUGAAAUUAAUGGUGGCAACGCACAAAGUAAUGUGGAUUUCUACAUUAUUUAUGACAUCAGCUUAUAUAGCUGCAAUAUGGUCAAUAUUGCCCCAAGGGAAGGGGGGAUCAUUGGGUGCUAAGUGAGGUUGUGAUCAUAGGGGGAUGGCUGUGUUUUUAAGUUUGGGGAUUUUGUUAGUGAGACAAUGGAAAAGGAAGAGUGAUUGGAGAAAAAAAAGAGAGGAACAUCAUAACAAGAUAAAAGAGGAAACUCCAAAGAGCAAUACAAGUACAGUUCAAGAAAUGAAAGUGGUGAAGAAAGAAAGUCAUGAAGAUGGUAGCAACUCAGAUGUUGAUAGCUCAGAUCAAUGUUAUCAUUUGUAUUAAUUUGUAUUGGGUAAAAAUUAAAACAACUAGUUGUUUAGUUAUAGAAGGAAUCUUUUAGUUAGAUUAUUCAAUUUCUUAGUUUUGGUAAGAGUCAAAUACUUAAACAAUAGCAGUUGUUUACUAAUUUGUUUAUGAUUAUUAAAAUUUAUGUGACAACA